Messenger RNA from Suillus clintonianus, 1270 nucleotides. Its product is annotated as cAMP phosphodiesterases class-II-domain-containing protein. The transcript is spliced from 6 exons. Gene Ontology annotation, molecular function: 3',5'-cyclic-AMP phosphodiesterase activity; 3',5'-cyclic-GMP phosphodiesterase activity. Gene Ontology annotation, biological process: negative regulation of glucose mediated signaling pathway; cGMP catabolic process; cAMP catabolic process. The coding region runs from base 139 to 1191 and encodes 350 amino acids. Lineage: Eukaryota; Fungi; Basidiomycota; Agaricomycetes; Boletales; Suillaceae. The record is from RefSeq and is a predicted model, not a curated record.
UUCCGCGAGCGGGGAAACUGAAGGGAAACUGCAAAAACCAAGUUCAAAGUUGACUGUCAAAAUUUUUAGCGGACCUAUAUAACCAUCUUUCUCCGUUGCUACUUGAGCUCGGAAAUAAUUUAUCGAAUCUUUGCCCUCAUGCCCACAUUCGAUUUCAUUGUGGUGGGCUCCGGUGGCGGACCCGACGAAACGAACCUAUCAGGGUAUAUGCUCAAGCCUUGCGAGGCUGCUUGGGAUGAUGGUAUUAUUGCAUUGGAGGCGGGGUCGGGUCUUGGCGCGCUCAGACAUAUUAUGAAGCGCGACCCACACAUCUUCGGACAACGUCCAACGGACGCAGAUCCAGCAUCUUUUACUCCUCUCACGGUGUAUUCAAAUGUCAAGUGUUUCCUCCUUACACACGCACAUCUUGACCAUAUUGGCAGUCUUGUAAUGGCCGCGGGCACGCUUGGCGGUACCAGAAAGCGUAUAUAUGGCUCAACCCAGACUCUCAGAGAUCUAGAGACUGUCUUCUCCGGAAGAGUAUGGCCCAAAUUAGCCACAUAUGAUGAGAAUAACCCACUAUUCCGAUUGGUGUAUCACGCCCUCCAUGCAGAUGGCAAAUACGAGACCAUCUUCCCCGAUAUCUCUGUCCGCAUGAUGACCGUCAGCCAUGGAAUGAACGAUUCCGGUCAGUAUGACGGUGCUUGCUUUUUCAUCCGACACGACCCCACAAAACACGAGUUCAUCUUCUUCGGUGACGUCGAACCCGACACCGUUUCUGUCAAGCCGAAGAACAUCGCCGUCUGGCGCGCAGCAGCACCAAAGAUACCCCAUGACAUAUCUACCAUCUUCAUUGAGUGUUCAUACCAAGCAGGGCGGCCGGACGGGGAACUUUGGGGUCAUCUCAGUCCCGAACAUCUGGUACAGGAGCUGGUCACGCUGGCAACAGAGGUUGUCACCGCCCGGAAAGCACGUGAAUCACGCUCGAGAUCAAGACCGCGAAAGAAGCAGCGGAAGGACUCUAUGUCACCUGAGGCCCUGCACGGCGCACUCGAGGGUGUCAAAGUGUACAUCAUGCACUGCAAAGAGUACUUCUCCACAGAACGACCAAUCAAUCACGUUAUUGGCGACCAAUGUCGUGAGCUACUCGCGCCCCACCAACUAGGGGUCGAACUACUCACUGCGGACCAAGGCAUGAAGAUUGUGAUCUGAACCUUAUCCUCAACGGACUUUUCUUAUCUGUUCUAUUAUUCGUUGGGCUAUAUAUAUUAGGAGAAAUCCACCGAUACCC